ACUUCCGGGCCGAUGACGUCGAGAUUCCAGCAUCCGCGGUAGACACAAUCCCGGUCCAGGUGAGUUACAAACCCUUUCCAGACUUAAAUUAUUGUCGUUUUAGGAGUUAUCAGCAUGUCCCCAAAACAUUUGAUACACGUUAAAGUCAUGUAUAACAUUUCAUAGUCGAGCUAAAGGCUGAAAGUGGUGAAAGUUUCGUGUUAGGAGCUGCGAUGGUCAGCUGUCAGGGUGUAGGUUCACUUCAGAGCCGAUCAGGUUAAUGUUGACAAACACAACUCAGUGAAUAAACAAAGAUCUGAUUAUUUACCGAUAAAACUGCUCAAUCAAUAAACUCAAAACGAAUAUUUCAGGUGACACACAGAGAGAGUUAGCCCGCUGGCUUAUAGGCUAACCAAAGUUUUUAUGACAAAUCGACUAAAAUAAGAUCUGAUGAGAUAAAAUAUUUGCUGUGGUGCUGCUCUGGAUUUAGCGUGAAUCUGAAGCUCGUGCAGUUUCCCAUUUCUUUCUACCUGGUAAGGUAAGGUAGACUUAAUUGAUCCUGCAUGGGGGAAACUAUUUCACCACAAUGACAAGAAGACUCAAUACAGACAACAAACAGCAUGGAGACAUCAGAAAAAGAUAGAGAAACACCAGAUACAUAAUAAACACGGUAAAGGCCAAUGAAACAUGGUUUAAAAGUGCUACAAUAAAAGAAAAGGACAUGAUGGAAUACAACAAAAGCCUGAUAAAAAUGAAUAAAUAUUAAAAUGAAUACCUCUACUAACUAUGCAGCAGUGACAAGUAAGACCCUAACUAGGGCUGGGCGAUAUGUGAAAAAGUUUGUUACAAUGUAUUUUUUCAUAUCAGUCAAUAUCGAUAUAUAUUACGAUAUUGAAAAUUAAAUUUAACUGUGCUUAUUGGUAGCAUGUCUUUUGCAAUACAAUAAGCUACUGCAUCUGUGAGGUCUUUGUGUCUCUUCGACUAUUUGUCGUAAGGCGUUGGGCUAGAGAAAGCGGACUGAAUGAUCGGCUGUUUCGGCUGCUCAGGCGCCAUGGGCUCCUUCAGGUCCUUUUACACCGGGACCGUUUUUGUUGUGCGAUUAUUUCGGACGUCAAUAAUUUUUUUUUCGGAACCCGUAACCCUUUCAAUACAAGACUUUCCCAGUCGUUCCGUGGAGCACCAAGGCAUCACAAGUGGCUCACUGAAAGAGAUUUCAAGACCUUUUGAAGACAUAGUGCAAUGGAUGAUCUUUGUAGCCCAGGAUUAAUUUUGAUUUAGACCUGGUCCUCCUUUCAACAAUGGCCUCAAGAGACUCUGGGAAUAAGCCAAUAACUGAUCCAGCCCUCUUUAUCAACCUGUUGAUCCUAUUUUAAAUCUAAAUACAUGUUGAUUUUCUUGCCUAUCCAGGGUCUAAUUCAGACCCUUGAUUAACAAACUUCAUGUAUGUUUGCUAAUAAAUAAAUGUCAUGGUGUGUUUGUGUUCAGGGUGAUGGGGCCAGAUGGGGCCCCGGGGCCCAGUGUGCCCUGGCAGAAGGUUCUGUGGGAGCGCCAGCCGUUUCCUGAUAACUAUGUUGACCAGCGGUUCCUGGAGGAGCUGAGGAGGAACGAGGGGAUCAGACAGUACAGGUACUGGACUGUGGUGAAGGAGGCCGGCUUUGUGGGUCAGCAGCUGUCCUGUGUGGCUAUCUUUAUCUCCCUGUGGCUCUACAUGGAGCAGGUAAGACUCAGAGGAGGCAUCUAUACAACACGGUUGUAGUUGUGUUUAAUAAUGUAAAAUUAUGAUUAAAUUAUUCUUCUUCAUUUAUGGACUGAUGAUGCUGCCAGUUUUACGAGUUUCCUGAUGGUGUUUAUCUCAUGUUUUGAGGCCUAAUGUCUUAAAGUAGAGAUGUUGUUGAUAGAAACACACAGCAUGUCAGGGGGAGGGGCUGUGUGCUGAUCUCCUGCUAACAUCACCUGAGCUUGUUUUUCAGGUUUGGAUUCUCUUCACUUUGAAUCUAUUUAGAACUCUGAGCUGAAUUUCUGUCGGAAGUCUCUUUCCCUUCAAACAAACCGAUUCUUUAAUAGAAGACAAACAAUGCAAUAACACAGUUCAGGUGGGACAGACGGGGAUUUAGUCUAACUGGAGCACAGGUCAUAAUAACUUCAAAUCAGUCCUAACUUUUGAGUGUUCAUCCAAUAGAUGAACAACCCGCUGACUGACUGGAUAAUGUUUUUUUCCUUUGUCUGAAAGCCUUUUUAAAUUUGUUAUACCCAUCAAAAAUGUUUGAAACUGCUCGAUGUUAAACUCCUCCAGGUCCACGAUCAGGUCCUGUGAUUGCUUGGCCUCAAAUAAACCCUCCCUUUCUGCUCCUUCUCAGGGUCUGCUGUCUCCUGAGACUCUCCUGUGGAGCAGCCUGGUCUGCGCCCUCCUGGGUUACGGACUGUACCAGUCCCUGUCCUCUCAGGUGGAGUCUGGCUGUGAACCCCGGACACGUCUGGCAGACCUACAAAGCGCCGCCAUCUUUCUCUCCUUCACUUUCGGAUUCUCUCCAGUCCUGAAGACGCUCACCGAGUCAGUGAGCACUGACACCGUGUACGCCAUGUCCGCCAUCAUGCUGCUCGCGCACCUGGUGUCCUUCCCGUACACUCACCCCUCCCCCCCGGGCAGCCUGUCCCUGAAUGCAGCACUGUUCGCCUCAGUGUGUCUAGCCUCCAGGUUACCCGGAGCGCUGCACACCUUCGCUAUGCUGAGCUGCGCCCUGAUGGUUUUCGCUCUGUGGCCCUGCUUGCUGCAGAGGGUCAGGGACAUCGCACCCACACAUUUCACAGGAGUGUGUCUGGGAGUGUGUGUCGGAGGGGUGGGAGGACUGGGAUUACAGUCACCAGGGGGGGCUGUGCUGUUAGCUCUAGCUUUAGGUAGUGUAACUCUGCUCUGCCCCCUGCUGUUAGUGCGUCUGCAGAGACACAAAGACAACAUCCAGGGACCGUGGGACGAGGCUGAGAUCCACGAGGACCUGGACCACGGCAGAGGAACGUAGUUCAGGUUUAAGCUGAAGGAGGUGAAUUAUUCCCCUGUGCUGCUUCUGUACAUGAAAUCUAUUUUAUCUGUUUUAUCUGUGGCUAUACCUGUCUGAACAGACAUGACAGCUGGUAUCUCUCAUGAAGAUGUUUUUAACGUUUUAAAAGUGUUGACCUCAGAAUUUAACAUGCAGGGUCGACUUUAAACUUUGCACAUGCUCUGUUAUCAUGCUGCGGUUUGAUAUCAGUGAUGUUUUAAUGAUCUACUGUCAUGUUGUGUAUAAAGUGUCUAUGUGUCUGAGUGGGUAAGAAUGAGUGUAUGCACAGUGUUUAACAGUGCUCUCCUUUGUAUUUGCUAAUAAUGGUUUAUUAAGUGUUUUUCUAUGAUGAUAAAGAUGUUUUCUUAGUGUAUAAAAUGUGUACAGAUGAACAGAGGGUCAUUUAAUACUGGGUCACAGUUUGAUACACCAAUAAAGAAAGUUAAGCCUCAC
Xyrichtys novacula (pearly razorfish) is the source of this 3467-nucleotide messenger RNA. The record is from the annotation of a GenBank genome assembly. Lineage: Eukaryota; Metazoa; Chordata; Actinopteri; Labriformes; Labridae.